Messenger RNA from Funneliformis mosseae, 1272 nucleotides. NCBI's taxonomy places the organism in Eukaryota, Fungi, Glomeromycota, Glomeromycetes, Glomerales, Glomeraceae. The record is from the annotation of a GenBank genome assembly.
AUGGCAUCUGUUUUUCUUCAAUCAAUAUUUCAUCCAAGUGAAAUUGUAGCACUUGUUCAGUAUAAAUUUUUCAGACCUUCCCCUGUUAACUUCAUUCCUCCCGAACAAAAGGCAAAAAUUCGUUGUUAUGAAUUUUUAAGCCAAACUUCUAGGUCUUUUGAUGCCGUUAUUCGAGAAUUAGACGAUGAUAUUAGAGAUGCCGUUUGUAUCUUUUAUCUGGUACUACGUGGACUUGAUACCAUUGAAGAUGAUAUGUCAAUCCCCAUUAUGAAGAAAGAACCUUUGUUAAGAAAUUUUCAUGAAAUAAUUUAUAAGAAGGGAUGGACUUUUAACGAAAGCGGUCCUGAUGAAAAAGAUCGUCAAUUGCUCGUAGAAUUCUCUAUUAUAAUUGAAGAAUUCUUGAAUUUAGAAAAAAAAUUUCAAAACGUUAUCGUAGAAAUUACAAAUAAGAUGGGAAAUGGUAUGGCAGAUUAUGCAAAAAAUGCGUCACAUCAAGAAUAUGGAAUUUUGACGAAUGAAGAUUAUGAUUUAUAUUGUCAUUAUGUUGCUGGCUUGGUUGGAAAUGGUUUAAGUUGUAUAUUUAGUGCUAGUGGAUUGGAGAAAUCUGAGUUAGCAAAAAUUACCGAAAUUUCGAAUUCGAUGGGAUUAUUUUUACAAAAAACGAAUAUCAUAAGGGAUUAUUCUGAAGAUUUAUCUGAUAAUCGUAGAUUUUGGCCAAAAGAAAUUUGGUCAGAAUACGUUGAUGAUUUGGCAGACCUUAAAAAACCAGGAUAUGAAAUUAAAGCAAUUAAUUGUUUAUCAACAAUGGUAUUAAACGCUUUACAACAUAUCCCUGAUUGUUUAACUUAUUUAAAUAAAUUACAAAAUGAAAGUAUCUUUAGAUUUUGUGCCAUUCCUCAGGUAAUGGCUAUCGCUACUUUAACUUUAUUAUUUAAGAAUCAUAAUGUCUACAAUUCUAUCGUUAAAAUUCGUAAAGGUGAAACUAUUAAGUUGAUCUUGAAAUGCACAAAUAUUUAUGAGAUCGCAAAUGUCUUUCGUUAUUAUACAAGAGUUAUUAUUAAAAAGAAUGACCCUAAAGAUCCAAACUUCAUGAAAAUUAGUAUGGCAUGCGGCAAGGUUGAACAAUGGUGUCAAACAAAUAUACCAGAUAUAGACUCAUACCAUUUAUCAACUCCAAAAGGUUUAGACAAAAACGAUAAUAGAUUGAUCUUUGUUGUAUUUAUUAUAUUAGCUUUUACCGCUUAUUUUUUAGGAUACGAAUUAAAUAACUAG